Pisolithus orientalis is the source of this 539-nucleotide messenger RNA. RefSeq lists its product as uncharacterized. NCBI's taxonomy places the organism in Eukaryota, Fungi, Basidiomycota, Agaricomycetes, Boletales, Pisolithaceae. The record is from RefSeq and is a predicted model, not a curated record. The transcript is spliced from 4 exons. The annotation marks the transcript as partial. Gene Ontology annotation, molecular function: serine-type endopeptidase inhibitor activity.
CCAAGCAAGAAUGCUGUCAUCUACUCCUUGGUAGACGGCGAACCCUACGUCGGAAUUCCCCCCACCAAGCCUGUCACUGUGCCAGUUCUUCUUCUGGCGAGGGAGUCUGUCAAGGAACCCCCGACAUCCAAUAUGGAGAAAGUUGGGGAGUGUACCUAUGUGAUCAGCGCAAAUGGAUACAAGACACAGGACCAGAAUGGCCUUCUCGUUGGUUCCAUUGAGGAAGAAGCUCAGAGAUGGCGCAUUGAGUACGCCGAACGCCAUGACGCCUACAUCGUUGCGAAAGAGAACGACCGCGGCGUCGGAUGGGUCGCUCCGACUGACGAAGAAAACCAGGUUCAGGUUAGGCUGCUCAUUAUGGGACCAUCUGACCCACCUUACUACCCGUCGAACCAACUGUUCAGGUUCAAGUAUCCUCGUGAGUGAUCAGGAGGUGAAGUAGAUUGUGUAUGUAUCAUUACGUUGAAGGCCAAAGUGCCCAAGUCUGUUACGUUGUGUGAAGUGUGCUAGUGUACAACAAGAAAAUCCAAGUGCAUGCG